Leptinotarsa decemlineata (Colorado potato beetle) is the source of this 1012-nucleotide messenger RNA. RefSeq names its product adenylate kinase isoenzyme 5. Gene Ontology annotation, biological process: nucleobase-containing compound metabolic process. The record is from RefSeq and is a predicted model, not a curated record. NCBI's taxonomy places the organism in Eukaryota, Metazoa, Arthropoda, Insecta, Coleoptera, Chrysomelidae. Gene Ontology annotation, molecular function: ATP binding; nucleobase-containing compound kinase activity.
GAAUUGGUUCCUCAGGACGUUGUGAUGAGAUUCGUGGAAAAACAUGUGACUGAAAAUAUUGGUAAGAAAGGGAUCAUUCUGGACGGGUUUCCGAGAGACAUGGCUCAAGUUUCCGAAUUUGAACUUAGGUUCAAACAGAAACCUACAAUAAUCCUCCUUGACUGUUCCAAGUUGCAACUGGGAAGAGGGAGAUUGGAUGAUAGUGUUACUGCCUUUAGAAGAAGACUGGAAAUUUUUAGAAAAUCCUCUUUGCCUAUGCUCAAGUUGAUGGAUAAUGUUGGAAGGCUGACGAUUGUUGAUGGUGACACCGAUUCCGAACUAGUUCAAGAGGACUUCAAGAAAGUCGUCAAGGAGCAUAUUGAGUACAUGCAGUCGGCAAACGAGUCAACUACGUUGGAGAACGGCACUAUACUAAACGGCAAUACCAAGCCAAGCGACCAAUCCUCAAUCAGUAGUAAACCAAUCCAAAAUGGAUAUGCAAAUGGUCACGCAAAUGGUCACGCAAAUGGUCACAUCCCUAAUGGUGACACCGAACUUGAAGACUUGGAAGAUGAACCUAUAGAGACCAUCAGCAAAACGGUGGCAAAUGAUGUGGCCCAUACAAUGACUAAUGGCACUGCUCGUGCUAUUGUGAAUGGUGUGAAAAGUGUAGCAAAUGGCUAUGCUAAUGGUAUGGCAAAUGGUAUAGCAAAUGGCAUGGCAAAUGGACACGUGACUGGCUUAGCAAAUGGUCAUUUGAAAGCCAAACAGACUGAAAAUGGAUUUGCUGGUAGGACUCAACCAAUGUACAGUGAAGUGAAUUAUAUGGAAGGACAUAUUUAAAUGAAGUGAUAUUGUUGAAAGCAGACAAAUGAAGCCAAUAUCUUGGUUAUUGAGCCAGGAAAAGAAUUCGAAGGAGAGCCAAAUUUUUGAAACUAUCGAAACUAUUUUUUAGAUACAACUUUCUCAGUGUUAGAGAGCUAUCAGUUUAUAGACUCGACAGUUUGAAGUAUUCAACUCUGGAAUUAUGUUC